Molecule: messenger RNA, 1570 nt
Organism: Hydra vulgaris (swiftwater hydra)
Lineage: Eukaryota; Metazoa; Cnidaria; Hydrozoa; Anthoathecata; Hydridae
Source: RefSeq, a predicted model, not a curated record
CUUAAAGAUUUUUUAGCUAGUAAUAUUUAAAACAUGGCUGAUUAUAGGCCAUGUGAAUAAAAAAAAGCAUUUCCUUUCACUGACCAUUGUUGGAGUAGUGUCUCAGCUUUACAUGAUUAUGUAAGGCUGACAUUCCUUAAUUGAUUAGAAUUGGAUGAGGUUUAUAUAAAUAACAGUACAGGAGAGCAAUAGCCAAUUGCUCAAAACUAUGGUCACAUCAAGCAUCGACAUCAGGAACUGAUGAUUUUUUUGAAUUCAAAUCACUAAAUCUACAUACAAGCUAGUCAGUCAACAGUCACUAUCGAGUGUUUACAAUAUCCAGUUGUUAAGAAACUUUUCAGAGUUGUUAAUGCAACUAUUCCAUUGUCUGCUCCAAUACUAUACUAUUAAAAUGUUCAUCAUGCAAAACUUGGAGAAGGAUAUAUGAAAAAUCUUGUUGUUAUUAAUAAUUUCAAUUUUGAUGGAAAUUCGAAAAUUGCUGUUUUUAUUUCAACAGUGUGGAAAUACAUUGGGAAUGAAACAUUCACUCAAGAAAAUGUUACAAACUUAAGUAAAUCUGGAAGUCUUCUUGAUAUAACACUUAAUUUAAAAUGGAAAAAAUUAUCAGAAGAGCUAACCAAAGAAAUAAACAAAGAUAGAUUAUGGUAUCUAAAUGAACACAUGUGCUAUUAUCAAGGUUCAAUAACUAAACUAGUUGGCAACAAGUGCACAAUACCUUAUACAGAAAUAAUAGAGUAUUAUUAUAACCUGUGGCAAACUGUUAAUAUGUCUCCUCAAUUUUUCAAUGGAAACAGAAUCAGAGUAACAAAUGAUGAAAACUUAAAAAAUAAUCCUCCAUGUUUUGAUAACAAAGUUUAUGGAAAUCCAAGUUUUUCUAAAGUAGUGAACGAUAUUGAAACAUACAAUUUAAUAAACAAAUCAUUUCCUUUUCGCAUACCUACCUGCAAGGUUUUUGAAAAUGUAACAUUUAUUAGUGAUGACGAUGUUUUUCUCCCCAAAUCUUCUGAAUGGUACAUGCUUGAUGGGCAAUCAGCUGCCACAGGAUGGAGUGUGGCCACAACAAUCGGAAACACAUCGAAACCGAAUGAAUUUAUUUUCAAUUUUACAGUCUUAUUCAAUAAUUGGACAAUUGAUUUUCCCAGAGGUCUCCUCGACGCGUACAGAGAUGAUUCAUUUAUACACGCAGAAUGUUCUCUUGAAGUUUACUAUAUGAGUGAGGAUACGUCUUUAGGAAUAAGAGAUAUAAAUGACCAUCCUGAGUUCUUUGUUAUGAUAAUAACCAUGUGUGCAAUCUGCUUUUUACUUGUUUUAGCGAUUGUUUUUCGGUUUGCUACUGGUACUGGUCGAGCAUUCUCUUCAGAAGUUUGGUCUUACUAUAACAAGAUAAAAAAACUAAAAAAAAACGAGUCAACAUCCGAAGAAAUAAUAGAGCGAAUGAAAACUUCUGCAAUGGAAGAAGCUGGAUUAAGACAACUACACAAUUUAACAGGAAAAUAAAAAAACGAAAUGGGAAAGAAAUUGUACGUUUGUUUGUACGGAUUAUAAUUUGGCGAGUUUAUAAAUAUUUUAA